AUGGGGUCUUCAACCUUCAAGAGAGUUUUUUCGCUUGUUUUCCUGCUCUUGUUUGUUGUUAUUUCACAAUCUUCUCCUGAUGUUGCUUCUAAUUCUACUCAAGAGGCUCUAGCUCUUCUCAAAUGGAAAGCCAGCCUUCAAAACCAUAGCCAUUCUCGUCUGUCAUCAUGGACUCUUUCUUCUGUCAAUGCCACAAAUACCUCUAUCCACCUCAAAACAAAAACAAAUCCAUGUACUUGGUUUGGAAUCUCUUGCAAUCGUGUUGGAAGUAUCACUAGUAUUAACUUGACCAGCACAAGUCUAAAAGGCACACUUUAUGAACUAAAUUUCUCAUUGUUUCCUAAUCUUGCACGUUUUGAUCUAAGCAUGAAUGGACUCUUUGGUGUCAUCCCUCCUCAAAUCAAUCAAUUAACAAAUCUAGAGGUCCUUUACCUCUACUCAAAUAAAUUGUUUGGUUCUAUUCCGAAUGAGAUAGGAAACUUGAGCUCCCUAACAAAUUUGGCUUUGGGGGAAAAUCAAUUAAGUGGUUCCAUUCCUCAUUCCAUUGGAAACAUGAGAAACUUAAAAGUUUUAUACCUCCACACCAAUAACUUUUCUGGCGCCAUUCCUGAGGAGAUAGGCAACUUGAGGUUCCUUUCAGAUCUAGAGUUGAGCUCAAAUCUAUUAAGUGGCUCUAUUCCUCGCUCCACUGGCAAUUUGAGCAAUUUAAAAAUUUUAUACCUCUACACCAAUUACCUUUCCGGUGCCAUUCCUAAAGAGAUAGGCAACUUGAAGUUUAUUUCAGAUCUAAGCUUAAGCAAGAAUUUAUUGAGUGGCUCUAUUCCACGCUCAAUUGGAAAUUUGAGCAACUUAAAAGUUUUAUACCUCCACACCAACAACUUGUUUGACUUCAUUCCUGAGGAGAUAGGUAACUUGAAGUCUAUUUCGAAUUUGGAUUUGGGUGUAAAUCAACUGAGUAGCUCAAUUCCUCAUUCCAUUGGAAAUUUGAGCAAUCUAAAAGUUUUGUAUCUCAACUCCAACAACCUUUCCGGUGCCAUUCCUGAGGAGAUAGGUAACUUGAAGUUCAUUUCAGAUCUAUGGUUAAACAACAAUUUAUUGAAUGGCUUUAUUCCACACUCAAUUGGAAAUUUGAGCAACUUAAAAGUUUUAGACCUCCACACCAACAACCUUUCUGGUGCCAUUCUUGAGGAGAUAUGCAACUUGAAGUUCAUUUCAAAUCUAAGCUUAAGCAAUAAUUUAUUGAGUGGCUCUAUUCCACGCUCAAUUGGAAAUUUGAGCAACUUAAAAGUUUUAUACCUCCAUGCCAACAACCUUUCUGGCUUCAUUCCUGAGGAGAUAGGUAACUUGAAGUCUAUUUCAAAUUUGGAUUUGGGUGUAAAUCAACUGAGUAGCUCAAUUCCUCAUUCCAUUGGAAAUUUGAGCAAUCUAAAAGUUUUGUAUCUCAACACCAAUAACCUUUCUGGUGCCAUUCCUGAGGAGAUAGGCAACUUGAAGUUCAUUUCAGAUCUAUGGUUAAACAACAAUUUAUUGAAUGGCUUUAUUCCACGCUCAAUUGGAAAUUUGAGCAACUUAAAAGUUUUAUACCUCCACACCAACAACCUUUUUGGUGCCAUUCCUGAGGAGAUAUGCAACUUGAAGUUCAUUUCAAAUCUAAGCUUAAGCAAUAAUUUAUUGAGUGGCUCUAUUCCACGCUCAAUUGGAAAUUUGAGCAACUUAAAAGUUUUAUACCUCCAUACCAACAACCUUUCUGGCUUCAUUCCUGAGGAGAUAGGUAACUUGAAGUCUAUUUCAAAUUUGGAUUUGGGUGUAAAUCAACUGAGUAGCUCAAUUCCUCAUUCCAUUGGAAAUUUGAGCAAUCUAAAAGUUUUGUAUCUCAAUACCAACAACCUUUCUGGUGCCAUUCCUGAGGAGAUAGGCAACUUGAAGUUCAUUUCAGAUCUAUGGUUAAACAACAAUUUAUUGAAUGACUUUAUUCCACGCUCAAUUGGAAAUUUGAGCAACUUAAAAGUUUUAUACCUCCACACCAACAACCUUUCUGGUGUCAUUCCUGAGGAGAUAUGCAACUUGAAGUUCAUUUCAAAUCUAAGCUUAAGCAAGAAUUUAUUGAGUGGCUCUAUUCCACGCUCAAUUGGAAAUUUGAGCAACUUAAAAGUUUUAUACCUCCAUACCAACAACCUUUCUGGCUUCAUUCCUGAGGAGAUAGGUAACUUGAAGUCUAUUUCGAAUUUGGAUUUGGGUGUAAAUCAACUAAGUAGCUCAAUUCCUCAUUCCAUUGGAAAUUUGAGCAAUCUAAAAGUUUUGUAUCUCAACUCCAACAACCUUUCUGGUGCCAUUCCUGAGGAGAUAGGUAACUUGAAGUUCAUUUCAGAUCUAUGGUUAAACAACAAUUUAUUGAAUGGCUUUAUUCCACACUCAAUUGGAAAUUUGAGCAACUUAAAAGUUUUAUACCUCCACACCAACAACCUUUCUGGGGUCAUUCCUGAGGAGAUAUGCAACUUGAAGUUCAUUUCAAAUCUAAGCUUAAGCAAUAAUUUAUUGAAUGGCUCUAUUCCACGCUCAAUUGGAAAUUUGAGCAACUUAAAAGUUUUAUAUCUCCAUACCAACAACCUUUCUGGCUUCAUUCCUGAGGAGAUAGGUAACUUGAAGUCUAUUUUGAAUUUGGAUUUGGGUGUAAAUCAACUAAGUAGCUCAAUUCCUCAUUCCAUUGGAAAUUUGAGCAAUCUAAAAGUUUUGUAUCUCAACUCCAACAACCUUUCUGGUGCCAUUCCUGAGGAGAUAGGUAACUUGAAGUUCAUUUCAGAUCUAUGGUUAAACAACAAUUUAUUGAAUGGCUUUAUUCCACACUCAAUUGGAAAUUUGAGCAACUUAAAAGUUUUAUACCUCAACACCAACAAACUUUUCGGUGCCAUUCCUGAGGAGAUAGGAAACUUGAAGUUCAUUUCAGAUUUAUGGUUAAACAACAAUUUAUUGAAUGGCUUUAUUCCACGCUCAAUUGGAAAUUUGAGCAACUUAAAAGUUUUAUGCCUCUACACCAACAACCUUUCUGGUACCAUUCCUGAAGAGAUAAGUAACUUAAAGUUCAUUUUAGAUCUAGAGUUGAGUACAAAUCAAUUGAGUGGCUCUAUUCCUCAUUCCAUUGGAAAUCUAAGCAAUAUCAAAUAUUUGUAUCUUAACAACAACAACCUUUCUGGAAUCAUUCCUUAUGAAGUUGGAAAUUUCCUGAAGUUGAUUAAAUUGGAGUUGUCUUAUAAUCACUUCACUGGUUCUCUUCCCCGUAAUAUUUGUCGAAGUGGAUCACUUACCCACUUUAUCAUUGGUGAAAACAAUUUGUCUGGCCGAAUCCCAAAAGAUUUGAGAGAUUGUCCUAGCUUAAUUAGAGUCCGCCUCCAAAAUAACCAAUUUACUGGAAACAUUUCUGAAGAUUUUGGCAUCUAUCCAAAUCUAAAUUUCACAGAUCUUAGUCACAACAAAUUUUAUGGUGAAAUUUCAUCUACUUGGGGAAAGUGCUCUCAAUUAGGUACUUUAAAUGUCUCUGGAAACAAUAUUACUGGGAGCAUCAUGUCAAAGAUUCAAAAUUUGACCAAACUACAUAAACUUGACUUUUCUUCAAAUCAUUUAAUUGGAGAGAUUCCAUCGGAACUUGGAAAACUGACUUCUCUUAACAAGCUUGUUUUAACUGGGAAUCAACUUUCUGGAGGCAUACCUCGUGAAGUUGGCUUACUCACAGAACUUGAGUACCUUGACUUGUCUACAAAUAGAUUAUGCAAGUCAAUCCCGGGAGAAUUGGGGUUCCUAUCAAAAUUGUUCUACUUGAAUCUGAGAAACAAUCAAUUUAGUCUCGAAAUUCCAUUUCAAUUGGGUAAUUUGAUUCACCUCUCUGAACUAGAUUUGAGUCAUAAUUUACUCAAAGGAGAGAUACCGUCUCAGAUUUGUAAUAUGGAAAGUUUGGAAUAUCUAAAUCUUUCCUUUAACAACCUUUCUGGUUUCAUCCCAAGUUGUUUUGAAGAAAUGCAUGGAUUGUCACGUAUUGACAUAUCUUAUAAUGAGUUACAAGGUCCAAUUCCCAACAACAAAGCAUUUUUGGAGGCUCCAUUUGAAGCAUUACAAGGGAAUAAAGGAUUGUGUGGCAAUGUUGUUGGAUUGACACCUUGCAGCAAUCUCACUUCACGCAAACACUUUGCAAGAAAGAGGUUGGUAAUUUCCUUCGCCGCUUUAGGAGCACUUACUCUUUUAAUUGUUGUGACAAUAAUGUUCUUUUGUUUUCGAAGAAAAAAACAAGAUUUACCAAACGAACAUAGAAUUGUGAACAAGGAUAAAUUUCUUUCAGUAUUAAAUUUUGAUGGAAAAACAAUGUUUGAAGAAAUUGCAAGUGCAACAGAGAAUUUUGAUGCCAAGUAUUGCAUCGGGAGUGGUGGAUUUGGAAGUGUUUACAGAGCACAACUUUUAUCAGGCGGUAUUUUUGCAGUAAAGAGAUAUCAUUCGCUUCAUCUUGAUGAGAUAGAUGACCAAAAAGAGUUUUUGAAUGAAAUAAGGGCACUAACAGAGUUACGCCAUCGAAAUAUUGUGAAAUUUUUUGGUUUUUGUGUACAUUUUCUGUAA
Molecule: messenger RNA, 4599 nt
Organism: Mangifera indica (mango)
Lineage: Eukaryota; Viridiplantae; Streptophyta; Magnoliopsida; Sapindales; Anacardiaceae
Product: probable leucine-rich repeat receptor-like protein kinase At1g35710
Exons: 1
Coding region: 1-4599 (1532 amino acids)
Biological process (GO): protein phosphorylation; hormone-mediated signaling pathway
Cellular component (GO): plasma membrane
Molecular function (GO): ATP binding; protein kinase activity; protein binding
Source: RefSeq, a predicted model, not a curated record